Molecule: messenger RNA, 6212 nt
Organism: Salvelinus sp. IW2-2015
Lineage: Eukaryota; Metazoa; Chordata; Actinopteri; Salmoniformes; Salmonidae
Source: RefSeq, a predicted model, not a curated record
CUGUUGAAGUGUAAAUGGAGACAUGACACAGUUGUUUGGCGAUUAUAAGAAACAAUAUAGUUAGAAAUCCCCUGAAUUCAAAACUGCUGAAGUGAUAUUUAAAUAGAAGUCACUUUAACUCAGGCUCGGUUCAGUCGCUGGCCGCGAUGGAGGCGGUCCCCCGUAUGCCAAUGAUCUGGCUGGAUCUGAAAGAGGCAGGGGAGUUCGAGUUCAGCCCGUCGGUGAGGCAGUUCAUCCUGAAGAACUAUGGGGAGAAUCCAGACAGCUAUAAUGAACAGCUGAAGAAGCUGGAGACACUGAGACAGGGUGCGGUGAAUGUGACGCGGGACUUUGAGGGCUGCAGCAUUUUGAGGAAGUACUUUGGGCAGCUGCACUACCUCCAGAGCCGUGUGCCUCUGGGGCCUGGGCAGGAAGCAGCAGUACCCAUCUCAUGGACAGAAAUAUUUUCUGGAAAAACAGUCACUCAUGAUGACAUCAGCUAUGAGCAAGCCUGCAUCCUCUACAACCUGGGUGCUCUCCACUCCAUGUUGGGAGCCAUGGAUAACAGGGUGUCCGAAGAGGGGAUGAAGGUGUCAUGUACACACUUCCAGUGCUCRGCGGGGGCCUUCUCCUACCUGAGGGACCACUUCAGCCACAACUUCAGCGUGGACAUGAGUCACCAGAUCCUUAACCUCAACAUCAACCUCAUGCUGGGUCAGGCUCAGGAGUGUCUCCUGGAGAAGUCCAUGCUGGACAACAGGAAGAGUUUCCUUGUAGCCCGCAUCAGUGCUCAGGUGGUGGACUACUAUAAGGAGGCGUGCAGGGCUCUGGAGAACUCUGACACGGCUUCCAUGCUGGGUAAGAUCCAGAAGGACUGGAAGAAACUGGUACAGAUGAAGAUCUCCUACUUUGCUUCCAUCGCCCAUCUGCAUAUGGGGAAGCAGGCUGAGGAGCAACAGAAAUAUGGAGAGCGGCUGGCUUACCUGCAGAGCUCAUUAGACAAACUCAGUGAAGCCAUCAAGUUGGCUAAGGGUCAGCCAGACAGUGUGCAGGAGGCCUUGAAGUUCACCAUGGACGUGAUAGGGGGAAAGUUCAACUCUGCCAAGAAAGACAAUGACUUCAUCUACCAUGAGACUGUSCCCUCGUUGGAGACUCUUGCUUCUGUCAAAGGUGCCCCCCUGGUGAAGGCCUUGCCCGUGAACCCAACUGAUCCCAGUGUCACAGGCCCAGACCUGUUUGCCAAGCUGGUGCCCAUGGCUGCCCACGAGGCCUCCUCUCUCUACAGUGAAGAGAAGGCCAAGUUGCUACGGGACAUCAUGGCCAAGAUAGACAGCAGGAAUGAGACUCUAGAGCAGUUUAUGGACUCUCUGGGUCUGGAGCCAGACUCYGUAGAUAACCUGGACAUGUACAGUCACAUCCCCCCUGUACUGAUGGAGAAGUGUGCUGCGCUCAGUGUCAGACCAGACACCGUCAAGAGCCUCAUUCAGUCCAUGCAGGUCCUGUCUGGUGUGUUCACGGACGUGGAGGCGUCUCUGAGGGAGAUCCGGGACGUGCUGGAGGAGGACGCGGCCGGGGUGCGGGCGCUGCGAGAGGCGGCAGGAGGAGGCCCCGCGGCAGAGCUGCACCCCCAGGCACAUGCCCAGACCCUGGCUGAGAUCCGCAGGGACCUGGAGAAGUACAUGGAGGCCCAUGAAAAGGCCAGCUUCACCAACACAGAGCUGCACAGAGCCAUGAACCUGCACAUCAGUAACCUGAGGCUGCUGGGGGGACCACUGGAUGCCCUGAGAGAAGCCCUGCCGAGGCCCCAACUCAACCAGGAGGUUGUUUGAGGAGCAGUUGAAGAAGUAUGAGCAGGUGAAGGUGUACAUCGACCAGAACCUGUCUGCCCAGGAGAACAUCCUCAAGGCGCUGACGGAAGCCAACGUGCAAUACGCCUCGGUCCGCAAGGGUCUCGCCGAGACGGAACACAAGUGGAACGGCACGGUGCAGACCCUGGUGGCGUCCUACGAGGCUUACGAGGACCUGAUGAAGAAGUCCCAGGAGGGGAAGGAGUUCUACGAGGACCUGGAGACCAAGUCCUCCCGCCUGCUGGAGKGAGCUAAGACUCUGUGUCAGGCCAGGGAGGAGGAGAGGAAGGCCGUGCUGGACAGGGAGACCCAGAAGAAUCCCCCUUCUCGGCCCACUGCAGCCAAACCGUCCCUGGGGUCCAAGGGGGGCUCAGACGUGGACUCUGCCUGUUCUAGUCUGGAGGAUGCUGAGCUAGCCCAGAUCAACGCUGCUAUACUGAGCCUGGGAGGAGACCUGCCUGACGAGCUCCGUAGUSUACCCCCCGACCACCCCUCCCUACACUCUGCCCUUCGCCCGGGACCUGAGGCUUUUCUUCCUGGUGCCAACCUGGGUGGCAAUGCUUCGUUACCCUGGCCAGGGGCGCCUGGGGCACCGCUCUAUACCCCUCAGUUCCCACCAAACCAUCGCCCACCCCAGUUCCCCGGCCCACUCCCCGCCCAGGGUUUCCCUCGCGGACCCUUCCCUCAGCUACCCCCCCAGCAGACCCCUGUUUCUGGCUAUGGCCCUCCCCAGCCGCAAGCCCCCCAAACUGGGGGAGUCGGGCCUGCCCGUGCCCCUUUCCGUCCCUCCACUACUACAGUAGAUAGUAUCCAGACCCCCAUCCCCAGUUAUAACUCACACCCACCUACUGUCUCUGCAGGCUACGCUGUUCCCCCACAGAUGGGUGUGUACCCACAGUACAUGCCCCAGCCUGGGGUGCCCAUGCAAGCGCCCAGCCAGGUGCCACACCAACAUCCACAGCAUCAGUACCAACACCCUCCUGGGCAGCUGCCCCCUGGCUACCAGUCUGCCCCCAGGGCUCUGCCCGGGCCCCGACCCCAGGCCCAGCAAGGUUACCCACAGUACAUGCCCCCCCAGCACCAGCCCCGGCCACCCAUGCCCCCCCAGUAUCAGCAGCCAUAUCCUGGUCAGCCCCAGCCACAACCCCAGCAUGGCUACCAGCCCCAGUUACCACAGGGCUAUCAGCCUCAACACCCUCAACAGGGCUACCUGCCCCAACAGCCGCCACACAUGAUCCCAAGGGGCCCUCACCCACAGAUGCCCACCACUUCCCAGCCCAUACCCCCUGUCUCCCAACCAUACAUGCAACCUGCCAACCAACAGAUGCCCCCGCACCCUCAUCAGCAGAUGCUACCUUCCCAACAACAACAAAUGCAUCCCAACGCCCAGAAAAUGCACCCGCAUCCACAAAUGCACCCUGGCCCUCAUCAGCAGAUGCCCCCUAACAGCCAGCCGAUGCCCCCAGUUUCCCAGGCUUACCUGCCCCCCACCAGCCAGCCCAUGCCCCCUGGCCUGCACCAGCAGAUGCCCCCUGCUUCCCAGCCCCAUCAUGUCCACCUCCCUCAGGCUUACCUGCCCAGGGGCCCCCUCCCACCUCAGGGGCCCCAGAUGCCCCACCCUGGUCAACCCCCCCAACAUGUCUACCAGCCCCAGUUACCACAGGGCUACCAGCCACCUAUAAUGCCUCAUUCAGCCCCCCAACAGUCCCAGGCUCCCCAGCCUGUAGCCCCCAUGACCCCCACCAUGUACGCUACUCCUUCAGGUGUGAACGGCUCUCCCGGAGCCCCACCACAGCCCACCUCUAUGGGCCAACCUCGGCCUCCUCCCCAACACAUGAUUCCACCAACUGCUGGAGCUCCUCCAGUGGCCCUCCCACCUAACGUCAUCCUUCCCUCGCCCUCACCUUCCCCUUCUCCCUCCCCAGGCCCCUCUUCCCUAGGCCUGGCCCCCCAGAGGCCCUCCUCAGCCCCCACCCCUGGCGGUCCACCCUCUCUCCCUUCCUCCUCAUCCCCCUCCACCUCCCUCUUCCCGCGCCAGAACUCCAUCACAGACGACCUGCUCUCCUCUAGCCCAGAGAGCCAGCCCGGUGGCCCCAAGGCCCCCGCCAAUGUCCUCCAACCCACCAAGGCUGACCCUCAGGACGGGGAGCGCCGCAAGAAGAGCUCCCAGGGCGURCGGCUGAUCCAGGGRGACCCGUACCAAGCCCCCGAACGCGUAGCCCGCCUCUGCYGCGAACUCGAACGCUUCCGGMCGGCCGUGGAGUCUCUMGAGCGCCCGUCGGUMGACGAAGGUGGWCUMUCGCCGCUGGAUGCCCGCUGGAAGGAGCUCCAGGAGGGGCAGGAGAGGGARGCCAGGCAGCUGUCCAUCGCCAUCGCCCGCUGCUACACCAUGAAGAACCGUCACCAGGACGUGAUGCCCUACGACUGUAACCGCGUGCUGCUGCGCUCGGGCAAGGACGACUACAUCAACGGCAGCUUUGUGGAGGAGCUGUCGCCCUACUGCCCGCGCCUCAUCGCCACGCAGGCGCCGCUGUCGGGCACGGCCGCCGACUUCUGGCUCAUGGUGUGGGAGCAGAAGGUUUCGCUGGUGGUCAUGCUGGUCUCAGAGCAGGAGUUAGAUAAGGGAAAGGUUUUGCGCUAUUUCCCGACAGAACGCGGCCAGCAGCUUGCUCAGGGACCAAUCACAGUCACCCUGACUACGCAGAAGACCACGCCCACCCACGUGGAGCGAAUGAUUGGCCUGCAAUARCGUGACCAGAGCCUCAAACGCACCGUCAUACACCUACAGUUCACCUCCUGGCCUGAGCUGGGUCUUCCUAUGAGCAAGAGCAAUCUAAUCUGCUUCAUCCAGGAGGUUCAUGGAUACUACCUGCACCAGAGGCCCUUACACACACCUAUUGUUGUGCACUGCAGCUCUGGCGUGGGGCGUACUGGCGCCCUCUGUCUGCUUUAUGCAGCGGUACAGGAGCUGGAGGCAGGGAACAGCAUCCCUGACCUACCUCUACUGGUCAAGAAGAUGAGGCAGCAGAGGAAGAACAUGCUGCAGGAGAAGCUGCACCUGAAGUUCUGUUACGAGGCGGUGCUGAAACACGCUGAGCAGGUCCUCCAGAGACACGGCUACCUCCCUACCGCCCCCUGCAGCAAGACACCCAGCACUGCUGCCACCAAGCCUUACUCUCGCCAGGAGUCCCAACAGGACAUCGUUCUGGGAGGUGACAUGACCAUCAGCUCCAUUCAGGCCACCAUCGCCAAACUCAGUAUCCGGCCCCCCAGUGCCACUGACCCAGCCAUGGACCCUGUCCUUGACAUUGGUGCCCCCUCUGGCCUAGAGGACCAACCCUUCACACCCCCCACCGGCCUGCCCUUGGAUAGAGAGCUAGAGCCAGCCGCCACCCCCGCCCGGGACCCCUGUCCCAGCGGUACCCAACCCUCCUCCGUCAGUCCCCCACUCUCCUCCCCAGAGAAGGUUCAGUCCCCACCACCCAAUGGUGUGGAUACCACCGCCCCUUCCUCUCCCCCCACAGCCAAUAACCAGGUUACCCCUGAUCCAGCCCUGAACUCUCUGGAGCUGCUGGCCUCUCUGACUCCUGAGGCCUUCUCCAUGGAGGGUGGUGGGUGCAAGGGGAAGCACCGUGUCACUAAGCAGAGCUUCCUGCAGCCUGCCGAGGGCCAGGGCCUCCACGAGGAGGGGGGAGACGACCCCCUGAGCAACCUCGACCCCCUCUGGAGCCUCAACAAGAACUGAAACACAGGAGCCACGAUACCCCUUUCUUUCUCACUUCAUAGCCGUGUGUCAAACUGACCUGUAGCCUUUAGUACUAGUUCUUCUUGAUUCUCUGAUUCUUAGUUAAUGAACCAAAAUGACUAGAAUGGUGGAAACUCCAAGAAUCACAACUAGAAGUGGUUAGUGGUUAGUGGUAGGGUCUAGGGGUUGGUUUGAACCUGGGCCUUUGUCGCUUUAGGGGCCCUUCAGGGGUCAUACAUUCCGCCUCCCAUCACUGGUGGCCUGGCUGUGCUUCUGGGACCAAAUCAUGGUGCACUCGUCUUUUCUUUCCUCUUUGUCUGUGUUUCUACCUGUACCAGAUGGGUCUGUUCUUCACUCGCUGCUUCAGAGCUGGCCACUCAGCACCACUACAAUCCCAGCAUGCACUCCUAGCAGCAGUGUGUAUGGUUCCCUCUUACAGCUGGUCGCUCUGGGCCAGGGGUUGGCGUGGACUCAGAUGAUAGUGACUGAUAUGAUCGCCGAAGGGUGGGGGAGGAGCUUGCAGACGAAGGCUCUCGUUAACCGCAUACAUAGAGCAGAAUCAGCACGUCUUAACACUUUUUUUUUAAAUUGUCUUUCAUUAACACUGUAAAUAUAUCUUGAAUAAAUGUAGGUUGGCAUGG